UUCACUUCCGCCGCCAUCUUCCCCCAUGGGGUUCACCCUAGAUGAGCACUGAGGGCCGAUUACCCUCCUGCAGUGCGUGUGUGUGAAAAGAGAGUUGAGAGUCCUGACCAGCGGGGUGCUCACUAGUCGGGACGGCCUGAGACCGUGUUAUGUCCUCCCCAGGAUUGUGCACCUGUGCCUGCGAAAGGCUGACCAGAAGCUGGUGAUCAUCAAGCAGAUUCCAGUGGAACAGAUGACCAAAGAAGAGCGGCAGGCAGCCCAGAAUGAGUGCCAGGUCCUCAAGCUGCUCAACCACCCCAAUGUCAUUGAGUACUACGAGAACUUCCUGGAAGAUAAAGCCCUCAUGAUCGCCAUGGAAUAUGCACCAGGCGGCACUCUGGCUGAGUUCAUCCAAAAGCGCUGCAAUUCCCUGCUGGAGGAGGAGACCAUCCUGCACUUCUUCGUGCAGAUCCUGCUUGCACUGCAUCAUGUGCACACCCACUUCAUCCUGCACCGAGACCUCAAGACCCAGAACAUCCUUCUUGACAAACACCGCAUGGUCGUGAAGAUUGGUGAUUUCGGCAUCUCCAAGAUCCUUAGCAGCAAGAGCAAGGCCUACACGGUGGUGGGUACCCCAUGCUAUAUCUCCCCUGAGCUGUGUGAGGGCAAGCCCUACAACCAGAAGAGUGACAUCUGGGCCCUGGGCUGUGUCCUCUAUGAGCUGGCCAGCCUCAAGAGGGCUUUUGAGGCCGCGAACCUGCCAGCACUGGUGCUGAAGAUCAUGAGCGGCACCUUUGCGCCCAUCUCUGACCGGUACAGCCCUGAGCUGCGCCAGCUGGUCCUGAGUCUACUCAGCCUGGAGCCUGCCCAGCGGCCACCACUCAGCCACAUCAUGGCACAGCCCCUCUGCAUCCGUGCCCUCCUCAACCUCCACACCGACGUGGGCAGUGUCCGCAUGCGGAGGGCAGAGAAGUCCGUGGCCCCCAGCAGCACAGGGAGCAGGACCACCAGUGUCCGCUGCAGAGGUAUCCCCCGGGGACCUGUGAGGCCGGCCAUCCCACCACCCCUGUCAUCAGUGUAUGCCUGGGGUGGUGGGCUGGGCACUCCCCUGCGACUGCCAAUGCUCAACACAGAGGUGGUCCAGGUAGCAGCUGGGCGCACGCAGAAAGCCGGCGUCACGCGCUCUGGGCGUCUCAUCCUGUGGGAGGCCCCACCCCUAGGUGCAGGCGGAGGCACCCUCCUCCCUGGGGCAGUGGAGCAGCCACAGCCCCAGUUCAUCUCGCGUUUCCUGGAGGGCCAGUCGGGCGUGACCAUCAAGCAUGUGGCCUGUGGGGACUUCUUCACUGCCUGCCUGACUGACCGAGGCAUCAUCAUGACGUUUGGCAGCGGCAGCAAUGGGUGCCUAGGCCAUGGCAGCCUCACUGACAUCAGCCAGCCCACCAUUGUGGAGGCUUUGCUGGGCUAUGAGAUGGUGCAGGUGGCCUGUGGGGCUUCUCACGUGCUGGCCCUGUCCACUGAGCGAGAACUAUUUGCCUGGGGCCGUGGAGACAGCGGCAGACUGGGACUAGGCACCAGGGAGUCCCACAGCUGCCCCCAGCAGGUGCCCAUGCCCCCAGGACAGGAAGCUCAGCGAGUUGUAUGUGGCAUCGACUCUUCCAUGAUCCUCACUGUGCCUGGCCAAGCCCUGGCCUGUGGGAGCAACAGGUUCAACAAGUUGGGCCUGGACCACCUCUCCCUGGGGGAGGAGCCUGUCCCUCACCAGCAGAUGGAGGAGGCCCUGAGCUUCACACUACUAGGCUCUGCACCCCUGGACCAGGAGCCCCUGCUGAGUGUAGACCUGGGCACUGCUCACUCAGCUGCUGUGACUGCCUCAGGUGAUUGCUACACUUUUGGCAGCAAUCAGCACGGGCAGUUGGGCACCAAUGCUCGCCGAGGCAGUCGGGCACCCUGUAAGGUCCAAGGCCUUGAGGGCAUCAAGGUGGCAAUGGUAGCCUGUGGGGACGCCUUCACCGUAGCUAUCGGGGCAGAGGGUGAAGUGUACUCCUGGGGCAAAGGGGCCCGAGGUCGACUGGGAAGGAGGGAUGAGGAUGCCGGACUCCCUCGGCCAGUGCAGUUGGAUGAGACACACCCUUACACGGUGACUUCCGUGUCCUGUUGCCAUGGAAACACCCUCCUGGCUGUUCGCCCAGUCACAGAUGAGCCGGUUCCCCCCUGAGGCACCUGGAUACACCUCUGGACCACCCUGAUACUGCUUCUCUGAAUGUUCUGAAAAGUGCAGGUGCCCAAGACAUGACUGUUGCAGCCAUCUCCUGGAUUGGGUCAUCAUGGGGUAUCGGGGCUGGCAAAACCCCUGCUGUGCUUUUGGCCUUGGAUAUGGAAACCUCAACCACUUUGUUCUCCCACCACCUUUUUGCCCUUCCUACCCCUUCCUCCCUUCAGUCAGUGUCCCCAGGAUCCAGCCUGGCUAGAGUUAGAAGGCAGACCUAGCCUUUGGAAGCAGAGCCUUGCCAUAAAAAGGCUGAAGGCAGCUGUAUCUCCACACAGACCGCGCUCUUUCCCCCAGCUCAGUUAGAAAAUAAGUCUGGGCCGGGGGUAGUGGCUCACACCUGCAUACCCAGUGCUUUGGGAGGUCAAGCCAGGAGGAUCCCUUGUGGCCAGGAGUUGUAGACCAGCCUGGGGACCAUAGCAAGACCGCUAUCUCCACCAAAAAAAAAAAAAAAAAAAAAGAUAAGAAAAUAAGGCUGGGUGCGGUGGCUCACCUGUAAUUCCAGCACUUUGGGAGGCCAAGGCGGGUGGAUCACUUGAGGUC
This is a messenger RNA of Rhinopithecus roxellana (golden snub-nosed monkey), 2788 nucleotides long. It is a transcript of the gene NEK8, whose product is annotated as NIMA related kinase 8. NCBI's taxonomy places the organism in Eukaryota, Metazoa, Chordata, Mammalia, Primates, Cercopithecidae. The transcript is spliced from 15 exons. Gene Ontology annotation, molecular function: ATP binding; protein kinase activity. Bases 233 to 2194 code for a protein of 653 amino acids. The record is from RefSeq and is a predicted model, not a curated record. Gene Ontology annotation, biological process: protein phosphorylation.